UCCUUCCAGACAGACAGUUUGAACUGGAUGGUAAGACAGAGCUUUUCACCUGUGCACACCUGUGUGUGGGAGGUGGGCACAUUGUGCGGGGUCUGAACUGACGAGCUAACGAGCUGCUCCAUCCUCAAGCUCCUGGAGCUCCGAUACCACGACGAUGAACACCUCAAACAGGACCUCCAAAGUUCUGAUCCAAUCAGGAUCCCCGACUCGCUACCAGCUGACACCAAAGAAAGAGAAUAUCAGGAAUGUUCCAGGAGGAAGUCUGAGGAGAAUGACUGUUGGUAAAAAGAAUCCAAACAAGACGAACAAAACCGUAUUACUUGUUGGUGAAACAGGAACAGGAAAAUCUACCCUGAUCAACGCUCUGGUCAACUACGCCAUGGGAGUGGACUGGGAGGACAACGUCUGGUUCCAGAUCGUAGAGGACGAGGAGAGGAGCCGGUCAGACAGUCCGAAAUCAGACGUGAUUGUGUACCAGAUCUUCGGCUUUGAAGGUAAAGCUCUGCCCUUCUCUCUGACCCUCAUCGACACUCCUGGAUACGGAGACACCAGAGGGACCGAACAGGACGUCGCCGUCGCUCAAAGAUUGUUGGACUUGUUCCUCUCGGAGGACGGGGUUCGUGAGAUCGAUGCGGUGGGUCUGGUGCUGAAAGCCACCGAGAAUCGACUGAGCGACCGGCUGAGGUACGUCUUUGACUCAGUGUCGUCCCUGUUUGGAAAAGACAUGGAGAAGAACGUCCUCGUCCUCGUCACGCACUCGGACGGACGAACGCCCAGAAAUGCUCUGGAAGCCCUCCAGGCUGCAAACAUUAAGUGUGCUAAAGAUGAGAAGAACCAGCCCGUUUAUUUCUUGUGUAAUAACUGUCAGGACGCAGACAGACAGACAGAGGACAUCGAGUCCCUUCAACAGGCUGUUAAAGUAACGGCUAAAGGAAUGAGUCAGUUCACAGACUUCCUGCAACAAACUGAACCUCGACAGCUGGAGAUGACGGUGGACGUCCUGAAAGAGCGAAGCAGGCUGACACUCUGCAUCCAAAACCUGCAGGACAGAACCGAGACGACUGAACUAAAACAGAAAGAAAUCCAACAGACUCAGGAAGCUCUGAGGGAACAUGAACAAGAGAUGAAGAACAAUGAGAACUUUAGUGAGGAAGUUAAUGAGGACUACAGAGUUAAAGAGUCUGUUGAUGGCGGACGGACGUGGUGCGGCUUGUUUUAUAAAGAAGCUGUUUGCUGUCCUGUCUGUGAGGUGACCUGUCAACACCCUGGAUACUCAGCGGUCUGGAGUCCCAGACACCGUGAGGUGAUGAAAGAUGGCUGCUGCACCGUCUGUACUGGGAAGUGUCCUGAAUUACAUCACGUGAAAGACAACUGGAUCUAUGUGAACAAGACGAGGACAGUUCAAAAGACCAUUGACGACAUGAGGAAGAAGUAUGAAAAGAGUAAAGCAGACCGUGAAGAGACGAGAAGCCUUCUGGAGGAUCUAGAAACGAAUCUGGAAGAACUUCAGAGAGAAAGAGAUCAGUUGUUGGAAGAGUCCUUCCAGCAUGUUGUCACACUGGAGCAAAUUGCCCUGAACGUUAAUUCACUUUCCAGUUUUUCCCACUUGGACUUGCUGAUCGAGAAGAUGAAGGAGAAAGGAGAUGCAGAGAAGGUCCAGAAACUGGAAGCGAUGAAGAGUCGAGUGGAUGAAGGAGUCCUGGCGGCGCUCCAGUACAAACUGACAGCAGCUGCUAACGAAGCUAUGAAGAAUAAUAAGACCUCACCGAAAUUCAAGCACGUCGUCUCGAAAAGUGUUCUGAUCCAAUCAGGAUCCCCGACUCGCUACCAGCUGACACCAAAGAAAGAGAAUAUCAGGGAUGUUCCAGGAGGAAGUCUGAGGAGAAUGACUGUUGGUGAGAAGAAUCCAAACAAGACGAACAAAACCGUAUUACUUGUUGGUGAAACAGGAACAGGAAAAUCUACUCUGAUCAACGCUCUGAUCAACUACGCCAUGGGAGUGGACUGGGAGGACAACGUCUGGUUCCAGAUCGUAGAGGACGAGGAGAGGAGCCGGUCAGAGAGUCCGAAAUCAGACGUGAUCGUGUACCAGAUCUUCGGCUUUGAAGGUAAAGCUCUGCCCUUCUCUCUGACCCUCAUCGACACUCCUGGAUACGGAGACACCAGAGGGACCGAACAGGACGUCGCCGUCGCUCAAAGAUUGUUGGACUUGUUCCUCUCGGAGGACGGGGUUCGUGAGAUCGAUGCGGUGGGUCUGGUGCUGAAAGCCACCGAGAAUCGACUGAGCGACCGGCUGAGGUACGUCUUUGACUCGGUGUCGUCCCUGUUUGGAAAAGACAUGGAGAAGAACGUCGUCGUCCUCGUCACGCACUCGGACGGACGAACGCCCAAAAAUGCUCUGGAAGCCCUCCAGGCUGCAAACAUUAAGUGUGCUAAAGAUGAGAAGAACCAGCCCGUUUAUUUCUUGUGUAAUAACUGUCAGGACGCAGACAGACAGACAGAGGACAUCGAGUCCCUUCAACAGGCUGUUAAAGUAGCGGCUGAAGAAAUGAGUCGGUUCACGGACUUCCUGCAGAAAACUGAACCUCGACAGCUGGAGACAGUCAUUCGAAACGAGCGUCUCCGGCUGACGGACGGCCUCCUCGAGCUGCAGGACAGAGUUGUGAAGAUUGAACUUAAACAGAGGGAGAUUCUGCAGAAUCACCACAAUGAAAAAGUCCUGAUCAGCGGGGGCUUCGUUCUGAGGGCAGCAACCUGCUGCACCGCCUGUAAGGAGACCGGUCACGGUCCGUGCAAGGCGUCCUCGGGUCCAGGAAGCUGUCAGGUCAUGAAAGGUGGUCGCUGCACUGUAUGUACCAGAAAGUGUCCUGCAUCGGAUCACGUGAAAGAAGACAAGAAGCCCCUGAAGGAGACAAGGAAAAGCCAAAAGAGCCUCGGAAAUGGGACGGAGGCAGGAAGUGAGUUGAGCCUUGUGGACGAACUUCAGAAAGAAAAAGCUCAGCUGUUGGACGAGUCCUUCCAGCAUGUUGUCCGACUGGAUCAGAUCUCUCUGAAUAUUCAUCCAUCGUCCACGUAUGUCCACCUGGACUUCCUGAUUGAGAAGAUGAAGGAGAAAGGGGACGGAGAGAAGGUCCGGAAACUGGAAGCGAUGAAGAGCCGAGCGGAUGGCAGAACCAGAGCAGGACUGUGUGCCGUGUUGGAUAAACUUAAAGCUGCUGUCAGUCAGGUGAAGACGGGGUGAGGCAGCUGACGAACGUCAUGCUGCUGUUGUUUCUCCUCAUUUCAUCAAAGAAAUGUGAGGAUCUCGUCAGCAGCAGCCUCUCCUGCACGUAAUGACUGCUGCUGAUUCUGAUGUGUCUAGGUGGUGCUCAUGUUUUGAGAACACCCUAAUAAACUGUCUGAAAGUGGCGUUGUACCAAAUAAAGUUGUUAAUAAAGUUCAAAAAGCCACUGCACUAAUAAUCCCACAUAUUUCUAACUCGCUGCACUUUCUGCAUGUUUUUAAUGACUAGUUCGGAUGUUUCAGGUGACUCCAGCCAUGUGGAACCAUGUUGAUCCACAUAGGUCAUACUUCAUUUCUUAACCAGCCGUAUUAUUGGU
Chelmon rostratus (copperband butterflyfish) is the source of this 3599-nucleotide messenger RNA. RefSeq lists its product as uncharacterized. The coding region runs from base 155 to 3241 and encodes 1028 amino acids. The record is from RefSeq and is a predicted model, not a curated record. The transcript is spliced from 3 exons. Lineage: Eukaryota; Metazoa; Chordata; Actinopteri; Chaetodontiformes; Chaetodontidae. Gene Ontology annotation, molecular function: GTP binding; ATP hydrolysis activity.